Carassius gibelio (silver crucian carp) is the source of this 1168-nucleotide messenger RNA. RefSeq names its product 3-hydroxybutyrate dehydrogenase, type 2 (gene bdh2). Gene Ontology annotation, molecular function: 3-hydroxybutyrate dehydrogenase activity. Lineage: Eukaryota; Metazoa; Chordata; Actinopteri; Cypriniformes; Cyprinidae. The transcript is spliced from 10 exons. Gene Ontology annotation, biological process: siderophore biosynthetic process. The record is from RefSeq and is a predicted model, not a curated record. The coding region runs from base 80 to 817 and encodes 245 amino acids. Gene Ontology annotation, cellular component: cytoplasm.
CCUGAACUAUACGGACGUUGGUCCGUCACGUGUACUUUUUUUUCUGGAACACAGAAGUUGUCGGUAUUUAUUGAAGACAAUGGGCCGUUUGGAUGGGAAAGUGAUAGUCCUUUCAGCAGCAGCACAGGGCAUUGGAAAAGCUUCUGCUAUAGCUUUUGCCAAGGAAGGUGCCCAAGUCACUGCUACAGAUAUCAAUGGGGAGAAACUUAAAGAGCUGGAUGGCAUUCCAGGGAUCAAAACCAAAGUUGUCGAUGUUACCAAGAAAGACCAAGUGGAGGCCCUGGCCAAGGACUUUGACUAUGUGGAUGUGCUCUUCAAUGUUGCUGGAUUUGUCCAUCAUGGCUCAAUACUGGACUGUGAGGAAUCCGAUUGGGACUUUACUAUGAACGUGAAUGUCCGCAGCAUGUACCUGAUGAUCAAGGCCUUCCUGCCUAAGAUGCUGGCUCGUAAAUCUGGAAAUAUCAUCAAUAUGGCAUCUGUGGCAUCUAGUAUCAAAGGAGUUGUGAACCGAUGUGUCUACAGCACGUCUAAAGCUGCCAUCAUUGGACUGACCAAAUCAGUGGCAGCUGAUUUCCUGGAGCAAGGAAUCCGCUGUAAUUGUAUCUGCCCUGGAACUGUAGAUACACCAUCAUUACGACAGAGAAUUCAGGACAGACCUGAUCCAGAACAGGCUUUUAAAGACUUUAUGGCCAGACAGAAGAGUGGUAGAUUGUGCACUGCAGAAGAAGUGGCACAUCUGUGUGUGUACUUGGCCUCAGAUGAGUCUGCCUAUGUAACAGGAACCGAAGCCAUCAUUGAUGGAGGAUGGAGACUCUGAGGAUGUUUUGUUUAAUUUAUGAAAUAACCUUUAACAUGCACACAGUUUGACCUCCAGAGAAACAUAGUCACUGAUUUUCUUUAUCUUUAAAACUUUAAUGCUGCAAUGGUGCUCUUGAUCGUUCUUUCUUACUUUCUUUUCAUUCCUGGCCACUGAUGUAAAAAUUGUGGAUGCCAUUGCCAAGCUCACUUAUUGCACAACCUGUCAUCCAAUCUUCACCUUUGGUUUAAAGAUAAAUUGAUUUAAAUAAUUAUAACAUGCCAAAUGUAAUCAACAUUUUGGGGGGAAUUAAUGUCUUCUAUUAGACAAAUUCAUAAAUAAAGGUUGAGAAACAAUGUUUUUAAACUGAAA